CCAUUCUGCAUCUCUCGCCGGUAACAACAGGCGUCAUUCAGAUAGCACUAUAUGGGAACUGGGAAGCCAAUGGGAGCUCUUUGCGCGGGCUCGUUUGGCCCUUGAUCAAGAUGAGAGCGGCACGGUGAUUGGUGGAAUGCGCAGAUCGCUGCUAUUGGCUGUAAGCGCAGAAGGGUAAUGGUAAAUAUAAAACGUGAAGCGGCUUCCGGUAGCGAAGGUAUAUGUGCGGGGGUCGGCGGCUGUCAGCUCCUGGGUAAGAGGUUAGAGGUCUAUCUCUGAAAUGCAAAAUGGCCGCUCUCUGUCCUCCACCUUCCCCAGCUGUAGCCAAGACUCUGAUCGCUAUCGAUGGUUACUCGCCGCUUUUAGCCGCUACCUUUGCCUACUGGGACAACAUUCUGGGACCUCGUGUGAGGCAUAUCUGGGCCCCAAAGACUGAUGAAGUUGUGCUGAGUGAUGGAGAGAUUACAUUCCUGGCAAAUCACACCCUGAAUGGCGAGAUCCUGAGGAAUGCAGAAAGUGGGGCUAUUGACGUGAAGUUUUUUGUAUUGGCAGAAAAGGGAGUGAUCAUUGUGUCCCUUAUAUUUGAUGGGCAUUGGAACGGUGACCGGAGCACAUAUGGCCUCUCAAUCAUCCUGCCACAAACCGAGCUCUGCUUCUACCUACCUCUACACCGGGUGUGCGUGGCUCGCCUUACACACAUCAUUCGGAAGGGACGCAUAUGGAUGCACAAAGGCCAGAGCAUCAUUUCCAUGUUGACUGGAGAAGUCAUCCCUAUUAUGGAGCUGCUGUCAUCUAUGAAGUCGCAUGGCGUUCCUGAAGAAAUAGAUAUUGCCACAACAGUUCUCAACGAUGACGAUAUUGGUGACAGCUGCCAUGAAGGCUUUCUAAGCAAUGCCAUCAGCUCACAUCUGCAGACGUGCGGCUGCUCUGUGGUGGUGGGUAGCAGUGCAGAGAAAGUAAAUAAGAUGGUAAAGACGUUGUGCUUAUUUCUAUCUCCGACCGACCGUAAAUGCUCCCGACUUUGUAAAGCUGAGUCUUCGUUCAAGUAUGAAUCUGGGCUGUCCGUACAAGGACUGCUAAAGGAUGCAACUGGAAGCUUUGUGCUGCCGUUCCGCCAGGUGAUGUAUGCUCCGUACCCUGCUACCCAUAUUGAUGUUGACGUCAACACCGUAAAGCAGAUGCCCCCUUGCCAUGAGCACACAUAUAACCAGCGCCGGUACAUGAGGGCAGAACUAGCUGCCUUGUGGAAGGCCACUUCAGAUGAAGAAAUGGCAGGGGAUUCCGUCAUACACACGGAUGAAAGCUUCACCCCUAACUUGAAUAUUUUCCAAGAUAUUCUACACAGAGACACAUUCGUCAGCAACUUCUUAGAACAGAUAUUCCAACUGAAACCUAACCUUUCCCUAAGAAGCACAUUUUUGGCACAGUUUAUGCUGAUACUUCAUCGGAAAGCACUGACGCUGAUAAAAUACAUUGAGGAUGACACACAGAAGGGUAAGAAAGUUUUCAAAUCCCUGCGUAACCUGAAAACCGAUCUGGAUCUGACAGCAGAGGGCGAUCUCAACAUUGUUAUGUCUUUAGCUGAAAAGAUCAAACCAGGACUUCACUCGUUUAUUUUUGGGAAACCUUUUCACACCAGUGUACAAGAGCGGGAUGUGCUAAUGACUUUUUAGUUGCAGAUCACUGAGCACCUGGAACUGUCAGAAUCUUUCAUGUGGAUGCACUCGCUCACCAUCAUAGGGAUUGCUGGGAAAUCUGGGUCAAUAUCACAAGUUCUGAUGUCUAUUUUUAAGUUGCACUUUGAAGUAUACCUCGUGCCUGCCUUUACAAGCACAUUGCUUUGUGUACAUGGUUUUGAUAUCAUAAUCUGCUGGAUGUGUGCAUUGUGUCUUACGGCAGUACAUAAUGCGUUACACUGGUAUCCCAUAAUCCGGUGUACUUGGCAGGGGGUUAGUUUUCAUUGCGUCUUUUGAACUUCUAGAAGUUCAUGUUUAAUGAGUCACUUCAUGCAUCAAUAUAUAAAAAGCCCAGGAGUCUGUAUAUUCUGUAUAUUCUAUCUAUAAAUGAAUGUAACGAGACUCCUGUUUAAAAGUGUCCAUGCUGGGAAAUGUUA
Molecule: messenger RNA, 2113 nt
Organism: Bufo bufo (common toad)
Lineage: Eukaryota; Metazoa; Chordata; Amphibia; Anura; Bufonidae
Gene: C9orf72
Product: C9orf72-SMCR8 complex subunit
Exons: 10
Coding region: 288-1673 (461 amino acids)
Biological process (GO): autophagy; endocytosis
Cellular component (GO): autophagosome; endosome
Molecular function (GO): guanyl-nucleotide exchange factor activity
Source: RefSeq, a predicted model, not a curated record